Messenger RNA from Ornithorhynchus anatinus (platypus), 2786 nucleotides. RefSeq names its product FKBP prolyl isomerase 9 (gene FKBP9). The record is from RefSeq and is a predicted model, not a curated record. Lineage: Eukaryota; Metazoa; Chordata; Mammalia; Monotremata; Ornithorhynchidae. The transcript has 10 exons. Gene Ontology annotation, molecular function: calcium ion binding; peptidyl-prolyl cis-trans isomerase activity. The annotation marks the transcript as partial.
UCGCCGCCGCUGCUGCUGGGGCUGCUGCUGGGCCUGGCCUGCCGGGCGGCGGCGGGGGCGGCGGCGGGGCCGGGCCCGGGCCCGGGGCCGGAGCCGGAGCUGGAGCUGGAGCGGCGCUUCGUGCCGGACCCGUGUCCGCGCACCGUGCGCCGCGGAGACUUUGUCCGCUAUCACUACCACGGCUCCUUCCCCGACGGCCGACAGUUCGACUCCAGCUACGACCGGGGCUCCACCUUCAAUGUGUUCGUGGGGAAGGGCCAGUUAAUCGCAGGGAUGGACCAGGCCCUGGUCGGGAUGUGUGUGAACGAGAGACGCUUCGUGAAGAUUCCCCCCAAUCUGGCCUACGGGAGCGAAGGAGUCUCUGGAGUGAUCCCUCCAAACUCCGUCCUCCAUUUUGAUGUGCUCUUGAUGGACCUCUGGAAUUCGGAAGACCAAGUUCAGAUCGACACUUACUUCAAGCCCCCUAACUGCCCGCGGACGAUCCAGGUGUCGGAUUUUGUACGGUACCAUUACAAUGGCACGUUUUUGGAUGGGACCCUCUUCGACUCGAGCCACAAUCGGAUGAAAACAUACGAUACCUACGUGGGCAUCGGUUGGCUGAUUCCCGGGAUGGAUAAAGGGCUUCUGGGGAUGUGCGUCGGGGAAAAGCGCAUCAUCACCAUCCCGCCUUUCUUGGCCUACGGAGAAGAUGGAGACGGGAAGGACAUUCCUGGUCAGGCGUCUCUGGUCUUUGACGUGGUUCUGCUAGAUCUCCACAACCCCAAAGACGGCGUUACCAUCGAGAAUCGGUCCGUGCCCGAAAACUGUGAGCGGAGGAGUCGGGCGGGAGACUUCCUCCGAUACCAUUAUAACGGCACGCUUCUGGACGGCACCUUGUUUGAUUCCAGCUACUCCCGGAACCGUACGUUCGACACGUACAUCGGGCAAGGUUACGUGAUUGCCGGGAUGGACGAAGCGUUGCUCGGGGUGUGCAUCGGAGAAAAGCGAAGGAUCACCAUUCCUCCUCAUCUGGGUUACGGCGAAGACGGAAGAGGGAAGAUCCCCGGCUCGGCCGUUUUGAUCUUCGACAUCCACGUGAUCGAUUUCCACAACCCGUCCGACUCCAUCGACAUCACGACGUCCUACAAGCCCGCCAACUGCUCCGUCCUCAGUAAGAAGGGCGACUACCUGAAGUAUCACUACAACGCCUCCCUCCUGGAUGGCACUUUGCUGGACUCCACGCUGAAUUUAGGCAAGACCUACAACAUCGUGCUGGGAUCCGGACAGGUCGUGCUGGGGAUGGACCUGGGGCUCAGAGAUAUGUGCGUUGGAGAGAAGCGGACGGUCAUCAUCCCCCCGCACCUCGGCUAUGGGGAGGCCGGGGUCGACGGAGAGGUGCCCGGGAGCGCGGUCUUGGUUUUCGACAUCGAGCUGCUGGAGCUGGUGUCCGGCCUGCCCGAGGGAUACAUGUUCGUAUGGAACCAAGAGGUGUCCGCCAACCUCUUCGAAGAAAUCGACAAGGACGCCGACGGAGAAGUUCUCCUGGAGGAGUUCUCAGAGUACAUCCUGGCCCAGGUGGCGUCCGGCAGGGGGAAGCUGGCCCCGGGCUUCGACGCCGAGCUGAUCGUGAAAAACAUGUUCGCCAACCAGGACCGCAACGGGGAUGGCAAGAUCACGGCCGAGGAGUUCAAACUGAAAGACCAGGAGGCCGGGCACGACGAACUGUAGACAGGAAAGCCGGCCUAGGCGUGAGAGCUGAGCGGUCUAACCGUUCAGGAGGUUGCCAGCUGAUGUGUGCCUGUGUGUAUGUGUGUGUUUUUGACGUACGUGGGGUGUCGCAUUCUGCGUGGAGAGGGCGAUCCCAGCAGAGCCCGGAGAAUAGCGCAGAUACGAUCGAUAUCAAGCGCCUCCGCGUGGAACGGACGAAAGUCGAAACAGCCUUAUUGCCAGCCUUUGUUUCGCGAGCCGUCGAGCUGAUUUGGCUCUGAAAGGACAGCGGUUACGUUCACCUUGGCCGGAUGGGAGAGAGGGGAAAAAAACAGCGGCUAAUUUUAGGGCCAUCCGUUAGUGCCGUUAAAAAAAAAAACAACCCAGACGUCCAGUCGGAGAGGAAGCCCGAGCCCCUCUUGGGUCCCCGUCGGGAGACGGCCCGCUCGAGGAGGCCUGUUCUCAGGUGGGGCCGACUCAGACCCACGCGGCCCACCGGCGGGUCCCACAGCCUCCCGUAAUCUGAGCGGAAAGUCCAGGCGUCUCUGCCGGGCGAGGGCCAGCGGGGGGGGUCGCUGAACAGCUGAGCGAGGCUGGGCUGCCAGCGGGCCCAGACUAGACCGUCGGCUUUUCUGAGGCGCGUUUAAUCUCGGCCGAGGCCUCCCUACCGACGGCCGUGCUCCGCCUAACUGUGCGGAGAGGCCCGGGGUCUCAGGGGCGGGGUUCUCUCCGGUCGGCGGGGUGGCCCGUUCCUGCCCAAAAGAUCCGAACGAUGGGUGCGGCGUCAGAAAGCAGAUGAGGAUGGAUACCGGGCCUCCCCUCCCGGCCCGGAGACCAAGGACGCCGAAAGGUGAAUGUGAAAUGUGUCUGUCGUGUGCGCUCGCUGGCUUCCGCUUUGCCCCCUCUGGAUACGGAUGGUGCUGGCUCCACCCUCGAUUUACCCAGUGCCUCCUCUUUGUGGAAACUGCUUUAUUUGACUAAAUUAAGAUAUUUUGUACGGUUGUAGUUCUGUAGAUCCUGAAAAUCGCAGCGCAGAUUUUGUCAGAAUUAGACAGUGCUGAAGAAUUGACCUUUUGUUACAUAAAAACGUUGUCGCGUAA